This is a messenger RNA of Aspergillus tanneri, 312 nucleotides long. RefSeq lists its product as uncharacterized. Gene Ontology annotation, biological process: mitochondrial respiratory chain complex IV assembly. NCBI's taxonomy places the organism in Eukaryota, Fungi, Ascomycota, Eurotiomycetes, Eurotiales, Aspergillaceae. The transcript is spliced from 2 exons. The record is from RefSeq and is a predicted model, not a curated record. Bases 1 to 312 code for a protein of 103 amino acids. Gene Ontology annotation, cellular component: mitochondrion; mitochondrial inner membrane.
AUGUCCACCAUUCUCCGCAGACUACAAGGGGGAAACCUCGAGGUCUUCAAGUUUGGCAUGUACAUCAUUUUCCCCAUCGGAUGGAUGUACUAUUUCGGAACAAACCUGGACGAGCGCUUCAACGUCCCAGGUUUCUGGCCUACCACUGAACAAUCGCAUAAAAUCCCCCUGGACAAGGAGGAGAUUGAUCUCGAACUGGCACGCAUGCGAAUGGUCGACGCCACUCGACGGGAACGCCGGCAAGCUACAGGGCAGGGCCAGGCCGAAAUUCACCCUCAGAUUCAGGCUGCCAAUUCGCAAAAUUCGGAGUGA